AAUAAAUGUUCCUCGUGCCGUUUAAAAUAUUUUUUUCGGUUCGAAUCUCGGUUGGUACUCCUAUAUGGUCAAUGGGGGGUAUUUCGUACCCUUCUUUUUUGGUUUUCACGGCGAAAUAAUCAGGCUCGCACGGGCAACAAGGGUGUUUCCGGGGGAGGGCAAAUGGGAGGCGCCAAAAAUCGGGUUUUCCCCGGUAUUUGUCGAAUUCAGUCGGGAUUUUUGCACUGUCCAGGACUUGUUUUUCCUCGUUUAUGUUUCGGAGACCUUCGGAGUAGUUCACGAGGAGGUUUCCGGGUUCUAGGUGCAAUUUUUCGGCGAGUUUUGACUGGACUUUUCGCCAUUCUUGCGUCCAAGAUGACCAAUUUUUCAGCGGAUUUUCGACUUUGUCACAAUUUUCGUGGUCGCCUGACAUUUUAUUUUCACAUGUCAAGUGUCAACAAAUUUCUUGUGCUAUAUCAAUGGACGGUGAAUAUCUAGCCGAUGGUCCCCGCUUUAUUCAGACACUCACCGACACUGAAACCGUCUACGAAUCACCCAUUGACAUAAACAUAAGCAACGCAAAGGAGAUACAAGUGCCCCCCUUGACUUGGCACAAUCUAGACUUGCCCCCCAAAAAAAUGAAAGUCACAAAUUCGGGCUACACUUUAAUAUUGAGCGCAAAAUGGCACCAAGAGAGGCCCUACCUUUCCGGAGGACCCCUCCUGGGCAACUACGUUUUCUCCCAAUUGCACUUCCAUUGGGGUAAAAACGAUGGAGAAGGGAGUGAACAUACCAUAGAUGGGGUCCGGUACCCCAUCGAAAUGCAUGUGGUGUUCUUCAAAGCCAACUACCUGACCCAGGAAUCGGCUUUAAAAGAGAAAGACGGUAUUGUGGUCCUUGUUUACAUAUUCAAACUUCAAGGUGCUAAAAAUGAGGCGUUUCAACUCUUGAUUAACAAUAUUAUGGAAGUCCAAAAACCGCACACUUCGCGCAAGUUGGAGCCUUUGCCUUUGAGUCAUUUUGUGAAGAGGUUUGAUCAGGAUUAUUUGUUGUAUUGGGGUUCGGUGACCACCACUGUGUGUCUUCACUAUAUUUUGUGGUUGAUUUCGCGAGAACCGGUGGGGGUUGCAGCUGAACAAGUUGAUGAAUUGAGGUCGAUGUUGGAUGCCAAUGAGGAGCUUUUGCAAGGAAAUUUUCGGGAGGUUCAAUCCGGGAGGUCUCAGGUGUUUCACGCGAAUCCUUCCGGGUCCAAAUAUGCAACACUGCUUGCUCUGCCUUGAUGUAAUCAAAUAAUUUUCGUUCGGUAUUCUUCUUUAUUUAGACAUGUGUAAAUUUUCUAAUGAAGUUCUAGUAUAUACAUAUUGCAUUAUACAACGUUUGUACAUAAAUAAAGAUUACAUUA
Messenger RNA from Tribolium madens (black flour beetle), 1381 nucleotides. Its product is annotated as carbonic anhydrase 3-like. The transcript has 5 exons. Gene Ontology annotation, cellular component: cytoplasm. Bases 459 to 1259 code for a protein of 266 amino acids. Gene Ontology annotation, molecular function: zinc ion binding; carbonate dehydratase activity. Lineage: Eukaryota; Metazoa; Arthropoda; Insecta; Coleoptera; Tenebrionidae. The record is from RefSeq and is a predicted model, not a curated record.